Molecule: messenger RNA, 603 nt
Organism: Saccostrea echinata
Lineage: Eukaryota; Metazoa; Mollusca; Bivalvia; Ostreida; Ostreidae
Exons: 1
Coding region: 1-603 (200 amino acids)
Biological process (GO): DNA integration
Molecular function (GO): nucleic acid binding
Source: RefSeq, a predicted model, not a curated record
AUGAACGCUUUACAGAAAGUAAUUCUGGAAGGCUGGCCAGAAGAUAUUACAGAAUGUAACUACUUCGUUAAGAAAUACUGGAAUUUUAAAGAGGAGCUCAGUCUUUACAAUGGAAUUGUCACAAAAGGUCGCAGACUUGUUAUACCCUUGAAACUCAGAAGUGACAUCCUGAAUCAACUGCAUUAUGGACAUAUGGGAGUCGAGAAAUGCAAACGUCGAGCCAGAGAAGUUGUGUUUUGGAUAGGAAUUAAUUCAGACAUAGAGAAGAAGGUUGCGGAGUGCAGUGUGUGCAACAAAUACAAAAGGAAACAAACCAAACAACCGCUGAAACCACAUUCGGUACCACUUAGACCAUGGCAGAAACUAGGACUCGACUUGUUUGAGCUAAACAGGAAAUCGUUUCUUACUGUUGUGGACUAUUUUUCAAAAUUCUUUGAAAUAUGUGAACUGCAGAGCACAACUAGCUCCAGCAUCAUAAACAAACUAAAACCAAUAUUUUCUCGCCACGGGAUACCAGAGGAACUGAUAAGUGACAAUGCGCCGAAUCUUGUCAGUGACGAAUUCCAGAGAUUUGCAGCGGAAUAUGGAUUACUCACAGAGUAA